AUGUUUGGAGCUAAUAACAGCAAUCCUUUGGUUCCAAUUUCCUUUGGGGAAAAUCACAUUUUGGAUGAUGUCAAUGCAUUGCCUCAACUGCAGCUACUCAGGGAUGAUCCAGCUGGAUGCAUUGGCAGCUCCAUAAAUCACUCCAGAAAUCAGCAGGCAGCAAUCUUUGGCCAGCCUACUAAAAGAGUCAAUGAGGCAGAAUCUGUUUCCGGACAGAAAAAGCAUCAAUUAUCAUCAAGUAAUAACUUCAGCCAUUAUGAUGCUGGUAAAUCGGGAAUCAUUCUGAAUCCUAAUCAUGUAUCAAUUGGAUUGAAACUAUCUUGCGAGGAAGAUGGACGCAACUCGUCUGUUACACGUAUGAGUGAAAUCAAAAUGGCUACCCUCCCUGUUAUUUUACCUCUUGAUGAAGAUCUUAAAGCUGAGAUUAAUUUGCAGAAAGGGGAUUUAGAUCACUAUAUUAGACUUCAGGAAGAAAAUAUCAUAAAAGGUGUGAUAGAAUUGGGGCAAAGACAUACAGUUUCAUUGCUGAAUGCCAUAGAAAAAGAAAUUAGCAGCAAGCUGCAUGACAAGGAGCUUGAAAUACAGAACAUAAACCGAAAGAACAAGGAUCUAAUGGAGAGAAUAAAGCAAGUUAGCAUGGAAGUCCAGUCUUGGCACAGCAGAGCAAGGUAUAACGAGUCUGUAGUUAAUGCUCUGAAGAUCAAUCUGGAGCAGGUGAUGGCACAAGGUGCACUGCAUGGCAAGGAAGGUUAUGGGGACAGUGAGGUCGAUACUGCAACCUCUUAUGCUAAACAAAACCAUAUCUGCCUCGUGGACGGUUCUGCAAAUUCAGUGACGUGGCCAGGUGACGUGGCCAGUGGACUCACAAAACGACAGUAUUCCUAA
Messenger RNA from Dovyalis caffra, 885 nucleotides. NCBI's taxonomy places the organism in Eukaryota, Viridiplantae, Streptophyta, Magnoliopsida, Malpighiales, Salicaceae. The record is from the annotation of a GenBank genome assembly.